AUGGCAGACCAUACCUCGGGGUCACCGAAUCCGGCAGAAGCACCAUCAUCGCCCACCGUAGUCUCACCGCCGCAACAGACAGAUAUCAUCGCUGCGAAUGAUGAGCAUGACAACGAAAAUGAUGACGAUGCCGAUUCCACUCUUGGUACAGACGCAGAAAGCUCGACUGCUUCAGUCUCGGCCAGUAUCCUCGAAUAUCGUCGCAGUCAAGGGCGCACGUAUCACAGCGAUAAAUUCACGACCAACUACUUUUUGCCCAACGACGAUCAGCAGCUAGAGUCCGUGGACUUGACUCACCACUAUUUGACAAUCUUACUCGAUGAUAAGCUGUUUCUGCCUCCCUUAAAAACAGGCGAUAUCAAAAAAGUGCUUGACGUAGGCACUGGAACUGGUAUCUGGGCCAUUGAAUUCGCUGACCGUCAUCCGAAUAUCGAGAUUGUGGGUACCGACCUCUCCCCAUGUCAACCGGAAUGGGUUCCACCAAACGUUCGCUUCGAAAUAGACGACGCAGCCCUUAGUUGGACAUGGGAAGAUGAUGAGUUCGAUUUCAUUCAUAUCCGUUACAUCUUCGGUGCUAUCAAAGACUGGUCUGCCCUGUUUUCUGAGGCUUACCGCUGCUGUGUCCCUGGAGGCUGGGUUCAAUCCGCUGAAGCUGAUGUCGAGUUUCGUUGCGAUGAUGGCACCAUCGACAAAGAGCCAAACCUCAAGAUAUAUAAGAAGCUGUUUGAAGAAGGAGGAAAGAUCCUCGGAAAUCCCUUCUUUGUCUAUGACCAACAGGUUCAAGGGUUCAAUGACGCUGGCUUUGAGGACAUCACAACUGUUGACUACAAGAUUCCCGUCGGAGAUUGGCCAAAGGAUCCCAAGCUCGCCGAGGUUGGAAGAUUUGUUCGCGCUUGUUUAGAAAAUGAUAUUGAAGGAUAUACUACUAUGAUGUGGAACGACGUACUUAAGUGGCCCAAGGACGAAUACCAGCUGUUCCUGAUGAGUAUUCGCAAAGCUAUUAGGAAUCCCAAGAUCCAUACAUACAUGAAGGUUCGAUACGUAUACGGACGCAAGCCACCAUCACAGUAG
Molecule: messenger RNA, 1071 nt
Organism: Fusarium mangiferae
Lineage: Eukaryota; Fungi; Ascomycota; Sordariomycetes; Hypocreales; Nectriaceae
Exons: 9
Coding region: 1-1071 (356 amino acids)
Molecular function (GO): methyltransferase activity
Source: RefSeq, a predicted model, not a curated record